UGUCUUGGAGCAGUUAAAAACAUUUCUUAACUAUUUUAAACAUAAUGUUAAAAGCUUGUGUUUUUGUUGGAGUGGCUACUUUAAUUGCAGCUGCAAUUGCAGGUUUAACUGUUGGUCUUUACUUUGGUUUGAUCAAAGACAAGGGAAAAAAUGAAAAUGCAAUAUACAAGACCACAGUUGAAGUAAACAUGAUUUUGCAAAAACAGUAUAGUUUAGCAUACCGAGAUGAAACAUCAGAUUCCUAUAAACUUUUGUUGAAAGAUAUUCACAAUGCUGUUAAUGAAAGUUUGUGGACACCUGGAUAUUCUCAACUAAACACUUUUUCUGGUAUAAGAAGUCUAAGAUGCUCCAGAGGCAGUAUUGUUGCUGAAUAUAUUGCUGUUUUUGAAUCAAAAAAGAGACCUGUAGAGAAAAUCAGCAAAAGUCAUUUGAUUGACAAAUUUGAAAAAUCAAAAAUCAAUAGAUUUUCAAAUUGGGAAAAGUUAAGAUUAAAGAGUUAUAAAAUUGGUAAUGUUAAUCACAAUUUUCCACAAGAAACCUUAACAACAAAGUCAUGGAUGCAAACAAACAAACCUUCAUUUACAACAAAGUCAUGGAAGAAAUCAACCAAACCCUCAUCUACAACCAAAUCUUACAUUGAUAAUGGUGCAAAUCCACUAGGUGUAUCUUGUGCAAAAGUAUUGCCUAGAGUAAAAAGUAGAAUUGUUAAUGGUCAAGAAGAAAAUAUUGAAAAUAUUCCUUGGCAGGCUUUUUUGUAUGUUAGAAGCAAUGGGAAAAACUACUACUGCGGAGCAGUGAUUAUCCAUCCAUACUAUGUAUUAUCAGCAGCCAGCUGUAUUAAAGAUACUAAAGUUAAACAUUAUUUAACCUUUGGAGCUGAUGAUCUUCAAUGGACUUUUAUAAAUAUAUUUCAUGCUAAAAAAAUUUGGAUACAUGAACAUUAUAAUCCAAAGACUUUUGAAAAUGAUAUUGUACUUUUGAGAGUUGACACAAAAAUUAAUUUUAAUAAAAAAAUUCAACCUAUUUGCUUACCAGAAAGAGACUAUGGAAUAAAUGAAGGGUUUCAUUGCAAAACAAGUGGAUUCGGUUCGACACGCACAAUAAGAACAAAUACCAAACUUUAUUCAGCAGCUCAAUACUUAUUUUCAAAAUCUUUGUGUGAAAACCACUUUAACCUAAUAAAAUAUCCUGAGAUGAUAUGUGCUGGAGGUUUUAAAGAGUUUUAUCCAGGAAUUCCAUGCAGUGAGGAUGAAGGAGGGCCUUUACAUUGUAGAAAAGGAGAUUAUUGGAGACUUUUUGGGAUAACAAGCUUUGGUUCGAAAGGAUGCACUGGCAAAGUUUCUGUUUUUACCAGAGUCUCACAUUAUGUAAAUUGGAUUAAACAAAAGAUUACUAAUGAUAAUACAACAACUACUUGAAAGAUAAUUCACUUAAUCAAGUCAAUUAUGUUUUUCCUUUUCUAUAAAAAU
This is a messenger RNA of Dimorphilus gyrociliatus, 1469 nucleotides long. The record is from the annotation of a GenBank genome assembly. NCBI's taxonomy places the organism in Eukaryota, Metazoa, Annelida, Polychaeta, Dinophilidae.